CGACGCUUUCCUCUACAGAGAUGGAAGCGGCGGAGAGGUGGCCGGCGAGCGCGGGGGAAACUGAGGCCUGGAUGGACAAAGCUGUAGAUAUGGCUAAAGAUGCACUUGAGAAUGGUGAAGUACCUGUUGGUUGCCUCAUGGUCUACAAUAAUGAGAUUGUGGGGAAAGGAAGGAAUGAAGUUAACGAAACAAAAAAUGGCUCCCUUCACCUGCUUGAAUCCACCCAAAUACUGCAAUUAUUUUCAAAACUUCUUUUCAAAAGAUUCUUCCUGCCACAGGAGGCUACUCGCCAUGCAGAAAUGGUAGCAAUUGAUCAGGUAUUAGAUUGGUGUCAACAGCACAAGAAGCAACCUGAGGAAGUUUUUACACACACAGUAUUAUAUGUCACAGUUGAGCCCUGUAUUAUGUGUGCAGCUGCACUUCGAAUGAUGAAAAUCCCAUUGGUUGUAUAUGGUUGCCAAAAUGAACGGUUUGGAGGCUGUGGCUCAGUUCUGGAUAUCUCUUCUGCUACCUUAACAGAUACAGGAGAACCAUUUCAAUGCAUAGCUGGUUAUCGAUCCGAGGAAGCUGUGGAGAUGCUGAAAACCUUCUACAGACAAGAGAAUCCAAAUGCACCAAAAUCAAAAGUUCGGAAAAAGGAAUUCAGUAAAUGAGAGGCUGUUGUAAAGUUACCCAGUCUAGAAGAAGAAUAAAUCCCUGAAAGAUCUUUGCAAUGCUGACCUUUACUGGACUAAAUUAUUUAGCUCCAGAAGAUGGAAAAUGACAUAUCUGUCCCUUUUCAAUAUGUGGUUGAAUGUAAUAUGCUAGUUAUGAUAAAUUAACAAAUACAGUUGUGGGUCAAAAUAUCUAGUUUGUUUUCCCCUGAGUGCUAAACUGGACAGGUAUUAUUGAAAGAACAAUAUCAGCUAAGGCUGAACUCCUACGACUAUUGAUUUUGAACUCGAUCAGAUGUUUAACUAAUUAGGAUAAUUCAUGCUUUGCCAGUACAGAUUUGUGCUUACUUCUACUGUCUUGUAAAUUAUUUGGAUAAGAACUCUGUAUAAAACUCUGUCAUCUUCCAGUUCACUAAAUUAUACAUGCUGAAUCAGGCUUCCCAGGUCACUUGCUACAUUGGAAUUUCUCU
Messenger RNA from Pseudonaja textilis, 1123 nucleotides. The record is from RefSeq and is a predicted model, not a curated record. Lineage: Eukaryota; Metazoa; Chordata; Lepidosauria; Squamata; Elapidae.